AUGCACGACCUCAAGCCGCUCGUCGUACCCCACCUUGCUGCCGCCGUUCGCAAGUCCUCCAAGGGCUCAUUGACAAUGUCUGAGGACCCUACCUCGUCCAUCUACUCGACUGCCGACUCGGGCUUCUACUCUGCCUCCGAGUGCUCCACGCCGCCCACCCCAAGCCAGUACAUCCGCGGCCACUUCCGCUUUCCCAGCUCCGCCUCGUCACUGUCGUCGAGCCCGCCAGCCUACGAGCCGCUCGAGGCCUCCAACAGCUCUGGCAAGCUGCCCAAACUGACCGAGGAGCCCUUUGAGCGUGAAUACGACUACGUGAGCCAAGAUGUAUACCGCUGCUCUUGCGACACCCAAGGUUCUUAUGGCCACGCGCAACACUGCAGGAUAUCCAGAGCAUACGACCCUCAAGACGAGUACUUUUCUACAGGCGACCCCGAACUGCGAUUGGCAAAGCGACGACGGUCCCUCGAAGCAUCCGCGCACAGCAUCGCCGGCAAGAUUGAGAGGCGCUUUCCCUCGUUGUCGCGCAGGGUGCGCGACCGCAGCUCGACGCUCAGCAGAGUAUCCCGCAGUGCGACCCCCUCGGGAGUGUCUUCGACGCGCUCCUCGUCGCUCGCCGGUUCCCUCUACCAUGUCUCGACCGUCGACCUCGCCCCAGAGUACUCACCGCCAACGUCUACACCUGCCCUGGCCGCCAGAGAGCAUGUACACGACGACGCGCCCACGCCAAUGGCCAUUGACGUCGACAAGGCCAAUGCCAUGGAGUAUGAUGCAGAGGAGGUUGAGCGAGAGCGUUAUGCAACCACGCCACUCUUACCGCCAAUGCUCAUACCGUCUCGGACCGAAGAUGUCCCGGCUUCUUCGCCUCUGCAAUCACCAGCAGUUGCUGACACGGCUCAGUCUAUCGGCCAAAUCCCCUUUGGCACGCCACCCACGCGCAAUUACCCUACGCCGCCUCUGUCUUCAAGGCCAUCGUGCACAUCCAUCAAAGGCUACGCGGUAGCCUCGGCCGACAUUCCACCCCUGAUGCUCGCCCGACCUGACGACAGAUGGGCCAACAUUCUGGGCCAUGCCAACUUUACCAUUCUCCCAGAGCCAUACAUUCCCGAGGUAUUCGACGCAGCCGCCAUUGAAGAGCACCUCGCCGAGUGGGCCCAAGCGCGGCGCAACUAUGCAAAGCACCAAGUACGAACCGCCGAACACUACGGAGUGACAUCCAAGCACUAUCUUCUUACGGAGCAGAAAUGGGAGGAAAUUGACGCCGAGUGGAAGAAGAACCACGACCUUGCAAAGGCACAUGCGGCGGCGCUUGGCGAGGAGCUCGCGCCCUAUUCACCAACGGAGCCAGGGCCUCUGAGCCAGAUGCCAACGCUCCAUGACGCCAAAAGCGAGGGCAAGUUUCCGAAACUGGGCGACGAGGACAUUGUCGGACCCAUGCAGCAAGCCGCCGCACUACUCCCAAGUUCGCCUUCACGUAAGCGCGCAUUCCUCAAGUUCCUUGGCGAUCUGCGCUUCCCAAGGUCGUUCUUAGGCCGUUCGUCGGGCGGAUCCCGAUACCGCUAA
Exserohilum turcica Et28A is the source of this 1560-nucleotide messenger RNA. RefSeq lists its product as uncharacterized. The record is from RefSeq and is a predicted model, not a curated record. The transcript is spliced from 2 exons. The coding region runs from base 1 to 1560 and encodes 519 amino acids. Lineage: Eukaryota; Fungi; Ascomycota; Dothideomycetes; Pleosporales; Pleosporaceae.